AUUUAAGCUGCACCGCGCGCACCAUGUUUCAACUUCGCCGAGGCCUCUUGCAUGCGACGACCGGUCGCUCCUCGUUCCGCGCGUUCCAUGCGUCGCGAGGCGUCAUGAUGCCUCAGAUUUCGUUCAACUUGGCAGAUAUCGGUGAAGGCAUUGCCGAAGUCGAGGUCUUGCAGUGGUUUGUCAAAGAAGGCGACAAAAUUUCCCAGUUCCAAAACCUCGUCGAGGUGCAGAGCGACAAGGCCACAGUUGAAAUCACAUCGCGCUUUGACGGUGUCGUCACGAAGCUCCAUUAUGACGUCGGUGGUAUGGCAAAGGUCGGCCACCCUUUGGUCGACUUGGACGUGUCUGACGAAGUGGCCGCCGCACACAACGCAGGGUCUGGCCCGAAGAAGUCCGCGGCACCCGGAGCCAAGAAGGUGGAGCAAUUGAAGAAGGCAGUCUCUCCCACGCCCAUCAAGUCGUCUCCUGCUCCUGUGGCCGCGAUUCCUCAAGCGACGACCUCUGCCGUGUCGCUUUCGUCGAUCGUCCGCACAAAGUCGGGCAAGGUGUUGACGACGCCGUCCGUUCGCCGUCUGGCCCGUGAACAUAACAUUGACUUGGAGGACAUUCCCGUGGAAGGAGAUCGCAUCUUGAAGGGGGACAUCCUCAACUACAUCCGCGAACUGUCGGAAGCCAAGUACCAACCUGCCGAGUCGCACGCGUCGGACGUCGAUGUUGCCGCCGCGCCGCCUUCGUCCAAAGCAUCGGUGGAAUUUCUGACCGAAAGCCAAGUCGUGCCCGUGAACCCCAUUCAAAAGAUGAUGGUCAAGGCCAUGAACGCGUCGCUGAAGGUGCCGCACUUUGGGUAUGCGGACGAGAUCGAAAUGGACGCCCUCGACGAGCUGCGCCAGCGCCUCAAAGUCGUCGCUUCCGAGCGUGGCAUCAAGGUCACAUACCUUCCGUUGAUGAUCAAGGCCGCGUCGUUGGCCCUCAAGUAUUACCCCGUCUUGAAUGCCUCCGUGAGCGACUGCGAAGGCUUCAUCACCCUCCACGCCCAGCACAACAUUUCUGUGGCCAUGGAUACCCCCAAGGGUCUUCUCGUGCCUAAUAUUAAGAACGUCGAGUCGAAAUCGAUUCUCGAUAUUGCUCAAGAGCUGGGGCGGUUGCAAGCGCUGGCGUCGGCGGGCAAGUUGGGCCCCAACGACUUGACGGGCGGGACCUUCUCGCUGUCCAACAUUGGAAGCAUCGGCGGCACGUACAUGGGGCCCGUGAUCAUGGUACCCCAGGUCGCCAUCGGCGCCAUCGGCAAGAUCCAGACGCUGCCGCGCUUCAACGCCGCGGGAGCCGUGGUGCCGGUCAAGGUGAUGAACGUGUCGUGGAGCGGCGACCACCGCAUCAUUGACGGCGCGACCAUGGCUCGGUUCUCGACCAAAUGGAAGCACUUUUUGGAAAACCCCACGGCGAUGCUGUCUGAAUUGAAGUAAAACAUCAACCACACAUUGAUAUCUCUCUCUCUUUCGUGUAUAUAUAUAUAUAUAU
Messenger RNA from Aphanomyces astaci, 1518 nucleotides. RefSeq lists its product as hypothetical. Gene Ontology annotation, molecular function: acetyltransferase activity; lipoic acid binding. NCBI's taxonomy places the organism in Eukaryota, Oomycota, Saprolegniomycetes, Saprolegniales, Verrucalvaceae. The record is from RefSeq and is a predicted model, not a curated record. Gene Ontology annotation, cellular component: cytoplasm; mitochondrion. Bases 24 to 1463 code for a protein of 479 amino acids. The transcript is spliced from 6 exons.